Molecule: messenger RNA, 2463 nt
Organism: Symsagittifera roscoffensis
Lineage: Eukaryota; Metazoa; Xenacoelomorpha; Acoela; Convolutidae
Product: cAMP-dependent protein kinase catalytic subunit alpha-like
Exons: 9
Coding region: 635-1726 (363 amino acids)
Biological process (GO): protein phosphorylation
Cellular component (GO): nucleus
Molecular function (GO): protein serine/threonine kinase activity; ATP binding
Source: RefSeq, a predicted model, not a curated record
AUUGUUCUAUUUGGAAAAUCAUUGCAUUUGAGCAAAAUGGCAUUGUAUUUGAGCAAAAAACCGUUCCGUCACAUCCCUCUUUUUUUGCUAAAUUCCUACCAAAGUAAUACGCUUCACAAAUCGCCAUUUCCAUUGAUUGCUUAAACAUUUUGGCGUCAACCUUCACUAAGUUUUACUUUGCAAAUGGCUAUUAUUUCACACAUGGUUGAACUUUAAUUUACUGACAUAUUCAAAAUAAAAUUGAGACAGUUGCUGAAAAAAGCGCACAAUUUAAAAAAGUAACACAAAUUCGCAUUAUUUUCAUUUUCUCGCAUUUGAUUAAAGUUGGCUUCUGAAUAUUUAAUCCCGCGAGAUUUGACGCUUAAAAGUAGCUACUGGCUUUGAGACUGCAGAUAAACAGCCGGGAAACCAGCCUGAAAACCAACGACCCUGAGUUCGAUUUUUCUCGUCUGAUUAUUACUGAUAUUUAUAUUAUCACCUCGUUACAUAAUCUUCUUACCAUUGCCGAGGAUUCCACAAAAUUAUAAUUGUUUUUCUAACACUUUUUGACGAAUUGGUUUUGUCAACUGAAGGGAACUGAGAAAAGGCGAACAAUUGAGGAACCGCAAGUUGAAACGUAGUCGUGCUAAUCGUGAUGCCGUCGUUUCCGAAACUAAAGGGGUCUGGGUCGGAGAGUGGUUCGUCCAGUGACAGUUCCAAGGGAUACUCCGACAAAAUGAGGGAAUUUCUGGCUAAGGCGAAAGAAGAGUUCAUUGCUAAAUGGGAUAAGCAGAGUCAGGCAAACGGGAAGCUCGAUGACUUUGAAAUUAUGAAAACUCUUGGUACUGGGUCUUUUGGAAGAGUUAUUCUUGUCCAGCACAAGUCCGACAGUAAAUAUUACGCCAUGAAGAUCCUGGACAAACAAAAGGUUGCAAAGCUGAAACAAGUGGAACAUACAUUGAACGAGAAGAAAAUUUUGGCAUCAAUCGAUUUCCCGUUUUUGGUCCACAUGGAUUAUCAUUUCAAAGACAACACGAAUUUGUACAUGGUCCUUGAGUUCAUCAAUGGCGGUGAAAUGUUCUCUCACUUGCGAAGAAUAGGAAGAUUCAGCGAGCCACAUAGCCGUUUCUAUGCAUCGCAAAUCGUCCUAGCAUUUGAGUAUCUGCAUCAUCUGGAUCUAAUCUACAGGGAUCUGAAACCCGAGAACUUGUUGAUUGACUCACACGGUUACCUCAAGAUCACAGAUUUUGGUUUUGCCAAGCGAGUCAAAGGGCGAACCUGGACGUUGUGUGGAACACCUGAAUACUUGGCUCCCGAAAUCAUCCUCAGCAAAGGCUACAACAAAGCUGUGGAUUGGUGGGCAUUGGGAGUGCUUAUCUACGAAAUGGCAGCCGGAUACCCUCCGUUCUUCGCAGACCAGCCCAUUCAGAUCUACGAAAAGAUUGUCUCUGGAAAAGUGCGGUUCCCCUCCCACUUCAGCAGCGACCUGAAGGACCUGUUGAGGAAUCUUCUCCAGGUAGAUCUGACGAAGAGGUUCGGAAAUCUGAAGGCAGGAGUGAACGAUAUCAAAGGUCACAAGUGGUACAGCUCAACUGACUGGAUCGCCAUCUAUCAGCGAAAGGUCGAGGCUCCUUACAUCCCCAAGGCUAAGGGACCCGGAGACGCAAGCAACUUUGAUGAGUACGACGAAGAGCCGCUGAGAACAUCAAUAAACGAGAAACUAGGCAAGGAAUUUGCCGACUUCUAAACACCCUCUAAAGAGAACAAAGAUUAAGAUAAAGCGAUGAGAUUGUAUUUAAACUUGUUGGACUGAACACCACCUCACGCUGUGCAACUAACAUAACGACGUACAAAAUCGAGAGACCAUUUAAUUGGUGUGCAAACUCUAAACUCUCUAUUCUAUCCCAACUUUUUUAAUUUUCUGUAUUGUAGCAAGCAGUAAAUCAAAGUUUUAAAUUUAUUUCACAACUCAUGCUGCUAAUUAUGAUUGCAAUGAUUGCUUAAUUUUUCGCAAACCAAGAGAAACAAAUUAUAGACUCGAAGUUCCAGGAUCUCCAAAAAUCAAGAUCAUCCGGUGUUUUGUUAUGUCAAAUAGUGUAUUAUGAAUUAUUGCUAAAUGUGAUUUCUAAAAUGUUCGAUCUAGAAAUGAGGUCCAAAAACCACCUGCUUCUGGUAGCACUGUUCCAGAAGCACUGAAAUAUCUAUCAAAAUUUUUUGUACAGGUUAUGCAUGCAUUAGGAAGUUUAAUACACCCAUAUAGCAUCUUGCGAAUGAUGAAUUAUGUGCUUGCAGUGUAGAUGCUAUAAUAGAUUUGCAGCAGCUUGCUGUUACACCAAAUUUAAAAAUCUAUCCUUUUGAAUCUACUAUAAAUUGUGCAUAGUAUUCUUUACUAAUAUAAAGUAAUCUAAGGAAAUAACAAAUUUUAGGUGUUUUACUGUUAAUUAGCUAAUAAAAAGUUGAUACUUAAUUUUAAAUAUUAACUAA